AGAGUCAGUGGUCCGGGUACCGUUAUACCGGUUAUACUAGCGCUCCAGCGGGGACCGUUAGAUCAGCUCCUGGUCCCGGCUCCAUCCCAGCGCCCUCACCCUCACAGGAAGUCUACAUUUAUUCAUUCUGUUGUGUUUGGAGGACUUUGUCCGGCAUUUCGGAACUCGGAGCGUCCGGGCUGGGUUGGGUCCGGAGCUGCUUUAGGUGGUACCGGAGCGGUUCUGUAGGGCUGGCUAAACUUCAUGGUUCUGCUUUGAACUCGUGUCCCUCCUCCCGAUAAGGUCCAGGCAGUUCGGCUCAGAGCUGAUAAACGGUCGGGUGCACGGGGACCGAGGUUCCGGAGCUCGAGACAGACCUCACGCGCUGCGAGUAGGACAAGCGCUGCCCAUAUAAGGAGCGCGGAUCCUGUCCCGUCGCGCGCUCCGGGUGGAUUCCGUCUCUUCCUUCUGUUGUCUUUAGAUUAAAAGUUUAGUCCCGAGCUUUAAGCACGGUCUAGAAACUUCUGGAAAGCCUUUGUUGGUAAACAUGAACCUCAGGUGUUCCUGCCGGCGAAGCCGCGGUAACGGUGCUCUCUGUUCCUGCUGCCGAAGAACUUUUCUCUCCACCCGGGCGGAGAACAUAAGGUUGUGUUGUUCAGGAGGAGUCUGGUAAUUAGUACCGAAGCUAAGGGAACCGUCCUCUAACAGGACCAGGGCUCUCUGGUUCUGAGAUGUUCAGAGCUACUCUGGUCAGGAACUCCUGCAGGCAGAGGGAGCUCAGGUCCAGGUGAGCUCCAGGUGUCCGUCAGCUCCCAUCAGGAGCAGCAGACUUCCUCUGGAAGUGGCCAACUACAGCAGCGUGGUGGAGCCGGGCUCAGACUCAGACGAUGAAGACAAGCUACACAUUGUGGAGGAGGACGGCAGCCUGGCGGAUGCAGCUGAAUGUGACAGCACGCUGCCAGACGAUGAGCUCCCGAGCGGGCACAGCUGGGAUCUAGUCAAGGCGGACUGUGCUUCAGAGGGUGAGGAUGACUUGAGCACGGAUGCCCUGGUGGAGGAGAUGCUCCAGCAAGGGGACACGGCUAUCAUUUAUCCAGAGGCUCCAGAUGAUGAUCCUAAUCGGCAAGGGACCCCCGAUGCCAGCAUCCAUGAUGAGAACGGAACUCCAGAUUCCUUCUCCCAGCUGCUCACGUGCCCUUACUGCUCACGGGGCUACAAGCGCUACAGCUCCCUGAAGGAGCACAUCAAGUACCAUCACGAGAAGACCGGGGAGAGCUUCAGCUGCACAGAGUGCAGCUACAGCUUUGCACACUGUGCACAACUGGAGCGUCAUAUGAACAUCCACAAGUUUGGGCGCGAUCAGAAGCACACCACACAGUCAACAGGCAACAGGAAGUUCAAAUGCAGCGAGUGUGGUAAAGCUUUUAAAUACAAGCACCACCUGAAGGAGCACCUCCGCAUCCACAGUGGAGAGAAACCCUACGAGUGCUCCAACUGCAAGAAGCGCUUCUCCCACUCCGGCUCAUACAGUUCCCACAUCAGUAGUAAGAAGUGCAUCAGUGUCAUCUCACCAAACAGCGGGCAGCGACUGAGUGCCAGAAGCCAGUCCCAGGCUCCGUCUCCAGUCCUCCCACCAUCACCUUCAGUCCAUUGCAGCCAGAUCAGGGAGAAACUGGAGCACAGCAAAACCUUGCAGGAGCAGCUCCCUCUUCACCAGGUCAAGGUAGAACCUGCGGACUAUGAGUACAAGCCAGCAGCACUGACGCCACCUCCUCUGACUGGUGGGGUUUUCAGCGGAGGUGCUGCAGCCUCUCUGCAGGGAACAGUGCAGGCAGUGGUCCUGCCCACAGUGGGGCUGGUGUCACCCAUCAGUAUCAACCUGGUUGACCUGCAGAAGGCACUCAAAGUUGCAGUAGACAAAAACGUCAUUCGCCAGGUGUUGGAAAGCAACUCCAAAGGUCAGAUGAACUCGGGGUUAACCACUGGAGCAGUUCAGCAACAACUCAUUUCAGCCAUCAAUCUGCCCAUUGUGGGUCAGGAUGGAAAUGCAAAAAUUAUUAUAAACUACAGUCUGGAUCCCAGCCAGGGCCAGCUCACAUCCCAUAACCUGAAGAAAGAGCAGAAACCAGUUUCUCCAACUCAGACUGCUCCUGACAUGUUCAAGUUCCAGAAACUCCCUGAGGAUCCUAUUGUCAGAGGCUGCAGGGCCCACGGGGAGAAGACAACAAGAACGUGUCUCCUGUGUGACAACUGUCCCGGAGGGCUGGAAGACCUUCAUGCCCUCAAACAUCACAAGAAAGGUGGUGUCUUGCUGAAUGGAGCGGGCCUGAAUAAGUCUGAGUCUGCCGUUUCUGCUUUGCUGUCAGGUGAAGGACUCUGCAACCAGCCCAAGAAUGUCUUGUCUUUACUCAAGGCCUACUUUGCCCUAAAUGCAGAGCCCUCCAAGGAUGAACUGGCCAAGAUCUCUGACUCCAUGAGUCUACCAAUCCUUAUGGUAAAGAAGUGGUUUGACAAAAUGCAAGAAGGCCAGAUAUCCUUUGGUGCUCCAACUCCUCCCUCAGAGGAGGAAGAUUCCUGUGAUGCCCACACUGUAGUGUCACUUGUCCAAAAAGAGAAUACAGCCACUAUGAUGCCCACUGUGAGCCAGGGCAGCCCCACAGAGGCCACGCCAGCAGAGGUCAAUGGUGCUCACAGUUCACCUGCCUCCCCCACACCAUUAAACCUCAUGGCUGGUAGUCCCAUCCUAGCUGACAACCCGCAGAGCACCGAGGGACCCCUGGACUUGUCGCUGCCAAAACAAGCUAGAGAAGAAGCUGACACAGCAAUACCCGCAGCCUGUGUUUACACUUCUGCUUCCUCUGGUGCUGACAGAGAGGAAGAACCCCUGAACUUAACUUGCACAAGGAAAGACACGUUGCCACUCUCAGCAAUAGGGGGUAGCCCUGUUGAACUGUACGCCAGCCAGCCAAGUGCCAAACCCCUUGACAUUGUCACCACAAUGCAAUGCCUGAAAGCGCUAUCCACCACUAACAAACAGACUAUCCUGAUCCCCCAGCUGGCUUACACCUAUACCACUACAGCUAACAGCCCAGCUGGGACCCAAAUGGACGAGACCAUCCAUCUCAACGGGAUCACGGAGGAGAGCAGCAUAGACGAACAGAAUGAUUCUGAUUCUGGUCCAGCCAGGAAGAAGAUGAAGAAGACCGAUGGCAGCAUGUACGCCUGUGACUUGUGUGACAAGAUCUUCCAGAAAAGUAGCUCGCUGCUGAGACACAAAUAUGAACACACAGAAAUGGAGACUCAGCAGACCAGGCAACAUUUUUCCAGUCUUCAACUGUCCAAGUUUGGGAAGCGACCUCAUGAGUGCAGCAUCUGCAACAAGGCCUUCAAACACAAACACCACCUGAUUGAACACAUGCGGCUCCACUCGGGGGAGAAGCCGUACCAGUGUGACAAGUGUGGGAAACGAUUCUCCCACUCCGGCUCCUACUCCCAGCACAUGAACCACCGCUACUCCUACUGCAAGAAGGACACGCAGAGCCAAGCAGGAGAUCAGGAUAGCCCCGAGGAGGAUGGAGAGACCCGGCCCGACAUGCAGAAUCAGCACAUGGUCCCUUUACUGCUAGACUCGGACGAAAGAGGGGGCAGCACCAGAGAGGAUGAGGAGAGUGAAGAAGAGGAGGAGGGCAUGGUGGAUAUGGACGAUAUCCAGGUGGUGCAAAUAGGAGAGAAGGGAGGAGAUAAUGAGACAGAGGAGCAAGAGGGGAGGUGUAAUAAAGGGAUUGUAGUGGUGAGCAGAGAGAAAGAGGAAGAAAAAGCAGAAAUGGAGGAGGAUGAGGAGGCUAGCACAAAGCAGGAGGUGCUGGAGAGUCUCGAUGGAGAGGAAGACAUUCAUAUGAAGGAGGAGGAGGAGGAGGCAGAGGCAAUGGGUACAGAAGGAGGUGUAACAGAGGAAACAUAUGGGGAGGUCCCAGAUAAGAUUGAAGAUGAAACAUCCAGGAGCAAGAAUCCUGAAGAUGAGAAGGGUCCCCAGAAGGAUGAGGAGCAGUAGGAGAUCCUGCCUCCUUCAUGAGACCCAAUCAGACUCCUCCUCUCCCGGUGAGGAGGAACCCAGAAGAUGAUGUCUGUGUACUCCAACAGUUCACUACUGUGUAGAAAUCCAGGUGUGCCUGAAAAAUACUUGUGACUUUUCUACGGGGGGAGCCGUGCCUCCCGUCUGUACGGAAGUGAUGAAGAUGAGAGUUUUAACAGAUGAAGGACGUUAAAUUCUACAACUGUGGAAGCUAGAGCUGACACGUUUUAUUACAGAAACACCUCGGGUCUUUCUUUUUGUCUAUCUUACUAAUGUUGUCACUCAUAUCCUAACCUUUGAAAGCUGUACAGUCUGGAAAUAUUUCUAUAUCUUUUUAUUACCAAUGAACAAAACUUCAGUAUUUUGUUAAGUUGGAGUAAAUUUAAAAGAAAACAAUCCUGUGCACUACAAGAGACUUGGUUUACUUACAGGUUGGAGGUUGUGUGUACCCUUCAGUAUUAGAUGUGCGGCGCCGUCACGCCUACAGCUACCUAGCAUUACACUUAUGUUGUUGUCUAACUGUGAACCUUUUCCGUUUCAGUGUUGGCACUCGGAAGAGUUGAGUUUCUUGGAAAAAGAUCCAAAACAUUUCCGAUAAAUGUUAGCUUAGCGCCCACUUGCACUGCUAAAAACCACUAAGGAGAUUUCGCACCUUGUUUAAUCUGGACGCUGAAGUGGUUUGGCACAUAAGUUACCUAGCAUGGAGAUGCUAAUGGGUGGACUAAGUCAAGCUAGCUGCUUCCGGAGGCUAAUACAUACUAAAGAAUAAUGCUUUAAAGGUGCAGUAUGUAAGAACAUAGUGAGAUUUUUACAGUGAAUCAUUUUGGAAGGAAGGAUCUACUGAAACAUGUUUCAUAUCCAGCUGGACUGUCAGGUUUUCUCCUUUUAACACAAAGGAAGGAGGGACGUAACAACUGUUUACAUCAGUGCGUGUGGGGUUGCCGUGUCUCCUGCAAACUAAUACCGCAGCUUGUAGUCAUUUUUACUUCACUUCUACAUACUGCACCUUUUAAUGUGGAGAGCAGAAAGCUGUUUACCCCCACCCCGCCUCAAAGCCUUAUGCAAAAAGUAAAUAAACGAAUAGAAGCUUGCAUAUCAGAAGUGCCAUUGAACACUGCUGUGCACGUGUCGCAGCAGCAAUCAGGUAUCAGCGGGUCCCCCAUCAACCCAACAACUACAGCACUGUUGCCCCCGCACAGUAAUUUAGUCUGACACUAGGUGGUGUUUAUUACUUACUUGAUGUUUUCUAAUCGGAACAAAUCCUAUUUACUGUGUACAUUUUAAAUGGAAUAACAUCUUGUUGUCCUGCCUUCUCUUAGCGUGUUUAUCACACCUCAGAAACGUCUCUUCAGGUAGCCACAUGUGGGCGAGAGCUUGUUUUACCCGUCAGUAUUAUUUUAUAUUCUGUUACGGUGUGUGUGUGUGUGUGUGUGUGUGUGUGUGUGUGUGUGUGUGUGUGUGUGUGUGUGUGUGUGUGUGUGUGUGUGUGUGUGUGUGUGUGUGUGUGUGUGUAUGUAUGUGUGCGCGUUAUCAUCAGUGGCAGUAUUAUUUCCACUCUCAACGAGCAGGUUUGCCUGUUUAUCCGUAGAGAACUUUCAUAUUUAUGUGUCUGAGUUUUUGUAUUUCUUUAUGCUUAUUUAUUACAGUAUGUAGUGUACAAUACUCUAGCUUGUAUUAAUACAAUAAUAUAUUUUAGUAUGGACAAGGAAGAAAAAACAAAUAACUGCAAGCCUGUAAAAGAGACUCCGGCACACUGAAGUGUGUUUUAUGAACAAAUGAAACAAGGUUUUUCUUCAGGGUGAAAAGACGAACAACUUUUGGAUCAAACGACCUCCUGCAUCUGGUCCAUGUUGGUUUUCUUUGCCCUUGCUAACAUGAAGCUACUGAUCUUCUGACAACUAAUCUACUAGCAUGAGUGUGUGAGGCUGUAACGAAGGAUGACCCUUACACAUGGACUGUUCCUUUACCAAGCCAAAAUAAUAUUGCUGUAUGUUCUUAUUUGUGCCAACAUGUUCCUUCCUUUAUGUUAGUGUCACAGCGGUUUUAUUACCACCCCCCCCCCCCCCCCCCGCACACACACACACAUUUUUUAUAAUGAAGAGUUUUGUUUUUCUUUAUUUUUUUUUAUGACUCCCCAUCUUACAAUAAAAUGCAUCAAUUACA
This is a messenger RNA of Nothobranchius furzeri (turquoise killifish), 6214 nucleotides long. It is a transcript of the gene zeb1b, whose product is annotated as zinc finger E-box binding homeobox 1b. Lineage: Eukaryota; Metazoa; Chordata; Actinopteri; Cyprinodontiformes; Nothobranchiidae. Gene Ontology annotation, molecular function: DNA binding. The record is from RefSeq and is a predicted model, not a curated record.